AUGGCUGCGAGUCUGGUGACGGACGACUCUCCAGAAUCUCGGAACAAACUCUUCAAGGAUGCUUUCAGGAUCGAUGCAGUGCGGGCGGCCGAGGAUAAGGAUGCAUUGAAAGCUCACAAACCCGUAAUUGGAAAACCGCUCCAGUACCCCAAUUCGGCGGCGACAAAGGCGAGCAUCGAGGAGCACAUGCGAGAUGCGCGACGGCAGCUCGGACUUGGAGUCGUCUGGGAUCACUUCAACAAGAAGGUACCGGAAUGGACUGAAUGCUUCAAGUUGAUGAAGCGCAUGACGCCGCAGUGGAGCGAGAGAGCCAACAUGUCGGCCGUGAGGAUUGUCCUGCCCAAGUCGUGGGAUCUUGAAGUCAACAACCAGAACCUCGAGUACGUCGACUCUGCGACAGGCGUUCUGCAGAAGUUGCGAGCUGCGGUGGAUAAGAACCCGUCGGCCAUUGUGCUUCGUGGGCAGAGCAAGAUCCUGGUCAAGGUGGCUGACGAGAUCGUGCGGUACUGCAAGGAGGCCGAGAUUUAUGAACUGGGAGAGGUGGCAACCUCUGACUACAGGACGAGACAACUGUGGCCGACUAUCGAGAACGCACCUAAUGGCGGUGCUUCGCUGCCGGAUGAUCACAACGACAACAUCUGGGUGCACAAGGAGUACCAGCCGCAUCUGAUAACGAUGCCUUACGAAGACAUCCCGCGACCCGAGGUGUGGACGAGGGACAACUUUGAGCAUUAUAUUGCGAGUCUGGUCUACGGCAGGCUACGUUCGCACCUGGCGAUCCCCUUCUACGGCCAGCGCCGCAUCAACGGGAGAAACAUUGACACGGACGGCAUCCGCAUUAAGCUGAUCGUCGACGCCUUUGAAGACCCUGCAGCCCGGCCAUUUAUUACAGUUCCAGUCCUCAGGAUGGCCGUCUCUAUGAUGACUUUCAGGGGUGGACAUCGCGCCUCGGCCAACCGCCUGGUGCAGCUGGCGGAGGAAUGGGGUAUCCCGAUGGACACUGACAUCUACAACAUCAUGCUCGAGGGCUACGCUCACAAGCGUGAUAUUGGCUUCUUCUACGGAUUCCUCCGCAAGAUGCAGGCGCGGUAUUUCCACCCCAAUAUCCGCACCUGGCUCCUCUUUCUUCAGCUCAUCAGGGGAGAGGAUGAGAGGAGGCAGGUGAUUGUGGCCAUGUAUGAGCUAGGCAUGUUCAACCAUGCGGCCACGCGCCGAGGCAUUGCCGAUGUCAUGGCUUCUCUCGACUCGUACGCCGCCUUUAAGGCUGGUAGGACUCUCAAGGGCUUCCUUGCCGACCAGAAGGAGCGGUAUGGUGAAGACUGGCUGGCCACCGACGGCCUCAACGAUAUCAUCACGGAGCUUCUUCGCUUCCAUCGGACAGAAGACCCUCGGAUAGGAGACUGCAAGAAGCUUGUCAAGAUCCACACAGAUGCAGGCCGCCGCAUCGACCUCAAGACCAUCAACAUCUUCCUCAGGCAUUCGGCACUUACCCGGGACUGGGACACGGCGCUCUGGGCCAUGUCGCUCUUCAAGGAGGCCGGCUGCGAGCCCGAUCAAGAGACAUACACGGCGCUCAUGUCUCUCUCUGUGCGGACACGCUCGCCGCAUGCCCUGGGCACCGUCUAUUUCUAUGGCGUGCUGCACCGCAAGCUCAAGAAGGCAUCGCGUCAGAUGCUGAGCAAGGUGCUCCUUGGCACCCACCACGACACCUUCUGGAGAACCUGGGAGCACCAACCGGGCAUCUUCCCCAAGGAUGCCAUCCCAGACCUCGAGCUCAACAAGAUCCCCCGCUUCUUCGCCGUAAUGUCGCGUAUAGAGCGUGUCAUCCUUGAUCGCUGGGUAGGCUAUGUCCCUAUUAAACCUCUAGAGCGCUCCCUCGAGCUCGCCUACCGCUCUAACGACAAGCCCAUGCACCACCAGCUGCGCGCCGGUAAGCCUAUCAAGGUGCAAGACCUCGUCGUCAAGCUUCGACGGGUCGACGGCCAGGAGGGAAAUAUCAACGUGAGGCUUUUGGGUCGCUUCGAUCCCUUCCGCAUGAUCGAGAACUGGGUUGAACCAGAACCCCGGCAGGAUCAGGAGUCUAGCUGGGUUGAUCCAGAUGGAUCAGAGAUGGAGCGAAAGCCCAAAAAGGAGUCUGAGUCAACGAGUCAUGAAGCUCAGAGUUUACUACCACCUGAGAGACAGCCUGACGAGCCGUCUUCUGAUGCAUCGCCGUCCGCUGGUACACCUGCCAGCUAA
Molecule: messenger RNA, 2238 nt
Organism: Fusarium falciforme
Lineage: Eukaryota; Fungi; Ascomycota; Sordariomycetes; Hypocreales; Nectriaceae
Exons: 1
Coding region: 1-2238 (745 amino acids)
Molecular function (GO): protein binding
Source: RefSeq, a predicted model, not a curated record